UUAACAAGGUGUAAGAAAUCGAUCUCAUGCGACGCAUUUUUUCAUGAUUUGCUUUGAAGUCUCAUUCGAAGCACAAAAAUGGCGAAGUUAGUGCCAAAUUUUGCUGCUGCUUUGGAAUUUUGAAAAUCAAUUGGAUUUAUGGCAAUAUUAGGUGAGUAUUUGGUAAUUACUUAAGCUAUAGUUUAGAUACAACAUUAUCUUAAUUUUAGUAGUGACUACGGAUGUGCCAGUGUCUUAGGAACCGCGGUAGUGGCGAUCCAUCGGAUUUGUUAUCUGGAAGGUGUUGGUUGGAGCCGGUUGUUGCGCCGCAGCAGCAGCAGCAUCAAAAGAAGGUUCCCGUCCAAACCGUUUGCUUUGAAUCCGCUGUCAUGGGCGCCGACGGUGUCUAUUCCGUCGUAAACCACUUGAUGCAGAGAUAGGAACAAAAAUGGUCUCGUCGAUUGGCAGAGAUGUCGUUAAGCUCAGCGGGAAAACCAAAUUCCUCGGGUUUGGCCACCCCGUCGGAUUGCGCCCUUCGGCUGCUGGCACUACUUCACCGUUUCCAUGUUGCUGCCAACCGCCAACACCGCUCUCAGCAAUCACCGCCUUCAGUUGGUCCCGCUCCCGGGAUAUUCUGCACCAGAUUGCUUGUUGUUGUUGCCGGUCUUCGGGAUUGGUUACCACGUCGAAUUGCGCUCGACCCUCUGAACGGGACUGUUGGCCCUCCGCGGCCGGGUUCGUACUCUUCGGCCGAUUCACGCUGCCACGGCAUCAUCCGGGAACCGCACCGACGGCAGUAGUUUUCGUCUCGCUGACCGAAGUGUCUUCGUUGUCAUAUUUGAAGUAGGCAGAUUUGGCAAAGAUUCGGACCAGAACAAAAUCUCACGGAGUGUAUAUUUUAUCAUAAUUUAUGCAGAAUG
This is a messenger RNA of Culex pipiens pallens (northern house mosquito), 899 nucleotides long. RefSeq lists its product as uncharacterized. The transcript has 2 exons. The coding region runs from base 428 to 826 and encodes 132 amino acids. The record is from RefSeq and is a predicted model, not a curated record. Lineage: Eukaryota; Metazoa; Arthropoda; Insecta; Diptera; Culicidae.